AUCGACCCUUAUGUUUGCAAAACACAAGAGAAGACAAAGAAGAAACAGUCCGCACUUGUUGUAACUCGGACCCAUUUUCAGGUGGCAAACCCGUGUACUUCCGGUUAAAGCUUUUCGGUUGUCGUCUGAAGUGUUUACUGUUUUAGUAAAUAUGCAGCAACGAGAGGAGAAGCAGUUGGAAGCGUCUGUCGAGUCUCUGAUAUCUCGCGUGGCACAUCUGAAGAAUUCUCUACAGAGUUUCAUCUAUAAGCUGGAAAAUGAAUAUGACCGGCUGAAGUGGCCUUCGGUGCUGGACAACUUUGCACUUUUGUCUGGGCAGCUAAACACCAUCAACAAGCUGUUGCGUAAUGAGAAAACACCAUCUUACCGGAACCAAGUUAUCAUUCCCCUUCUGCUGUCCCCUGACAGAGACGAGGAGCUAGCAAAACUGACAGAGCAGCGUGUACCCGUGUUCAGCCAUGAGAUUGUACCAGACCAUCUGAGGACAAAACCUGACCCAGAAGUAGAAGAGCAGGAGAAACAACUGAGUGCAGACGCUGCCCGGAUUGGACAGGAACUAGCUCAGAAACAGAUCCAGACUCUGAACAAACUCUGCUCCAGCCUUUUGGAGAAGCUCAAUAGCCCUCGAGAUGACAGAGACGCAGAAUCUUCAGCUAUGCGCCAGAACAAACAAUGGUUCAACCCAACGGACACCAACGCCCUGGUGGCGGCAGUUGGCUUUGGGAAAGGCUUGUCUAAGUGCAGACCGCCUUCUUCAGUGGCUCCUGGGCAUCCGGGACAGACCAUGAUGACGGGGGGACCCACACUGCAGCAGGUGACCAUCGCUGGGGCUCCUGGACAUCAGACAGGCAUCGGAGCAUCUGUGACACAGCAGCAGCCUGGCCAGCCUGGGAAAAUGCCAAGUAGCAUAAAGACAAAUAUCAAGUCGGCCUCAGCUUCAAUGCAUCCUUACAACAGAUAACUGCAGAAACAGAAGAAUGUUCUACUUGAGCAUCUAUAUCAAGCAGAGCAAAAUUUUGCUUAUGUGUGUAUGUGUGUAUGUGUGUGUGUGUGUGUGUGUGUGUGUGUGUGUGUGUGUGUGUGUGUGUGUGUGUGUGUGAAUUUAUGUAGGUUUUUUCUUAUUAAACACACCCUUGUUCUUUCUACUUAAGUCCUAUGUGAAUUUCUAUCUCUUUUCUCUCUGUUCAUUUGGUUUGGCAUCAAAUCCUUUUCCCACAACAUUUCAUUGGCUGUUUUAAAUUUGUCUUUAGGGAGCAAACUCCUCCAUCUGUUUGACACGACUGUUGCAGUAACAUAACUGUUGAAGUGCAUGUUUGUGUACUAAGGGUUUUUGUUUAUUAUCAUACAUUAUUAGCACGUUAUCAUGUUAAAAGUCCGACAAAGACAGACAGAAACAUGUCACACUUUUUCUCAGUGUUUGUACCUCCAAGCUCUGAGAGGAAGUCUACAAGGUUUUUUUUGAAACAUUACUGAAACAUAUGGUCAUGUGUUCGUUUAGGAGACAACAGACUAAAAUUUUGUCAAAUAAAGAAGGAAAAUGUAGAUUCCAGUA
Molecule: messenger RNA, 1552 nt
Organism: Tachysurus fulvidraco (yellow catfish)
Lineage: Eukaryota; Metazoa; Chordata; Actinopteri; Siluriformes; Bagridae
Gene: med8
Product: mediator complex subunit 8
Exons: 7
Coding region: 152-961 (269 amino acids)
Biological process (GO): regulation of transcription by RNA polymerase II
Cellular component (GO): core mediator complex; mediator complex
Molecular function (GO): RNA polymerase II cis-regulatory region sequence-specific DNA binding; transcription coregulator activity
Source: RefSeq, a predicted model, not a curated record